Molecule: messenger RNA, 697 nt
Organism: Daphnia pulicaria
Lineage: Eukaryota; Metazoa; Arthropoda; Branchiopoda; Diplostraca; Daphniidae
Product: endocuticle structural glycoprotein SgAbd-1-like
Exons: 3
Coding region: 103-519 (138 amino acids)
Cellular component (GO): chitin-based extracellular matrix
Molecular function (GO): structural constituent of chitin-based larval cuticle
Source: RefSeq, a predicted model, not a curated record
ACGAGUAUAAGAAGACCACGGAGGAACCAGCACAAGUCACAGAAUCUUCUUCUUCAUUCAAGCGAACAACAAGUUCUACAAUCCCCCCACAAAACAUCCAUCAUGAAAUUGUUGAUUGUCGUUGCUCUCUUUGCUGUGGCUUCCGCUAACACCUUCCAAAACCCGUGGUCAACUGCAAGAGUAUUGAAAAUCGACGAUGAAAAACCUGUGGCCAUUUUGAGAUCUGCCAGUGACUUUAAGGACGAUGGAAGCUGGAGGCAUAGCUUUGCCAGUGAAGACGGAAUUCAGGUCGAAGCCAACGGAUUCCAGAAGCGCGUCGGACCUAAACCCGAGGACGUUGGUGCCGUUUCUCGCGGAUCUUACUCUUACACUUCUCCGGAAGGAUUCCUCAUCACCGUCAACUGGGUUGCCGAUGAGAACGGAUUCCAGGCCAAAGGUGACCACUUGCCCGUCGCUCCCCCCAUGCCCCCGCACGUCGUCAAGAUGCUCGCCGACUUGAGAGCCGCCGGUCGUCUGUAAACACUUUUUCGAUUUCAAUACGAUUUUUCAACGACACUUAGCUAUUACCUACCCCUUUUUACUGACGAUUCAAGAUGCCUGCCAAUUUCACAAUUUUGAAAAAAUCAGACAAAUAACUGUGCACAAAAUGUACCAUACGUUGGGAUUAAUGAAUAAACCAUGACGGCAUUUUUAACAA